UGAACUAGGCGUGGUUUGAAUGUCAAUUGAAACAUAUCGUUGUAAAUAAACAUCCAAUUGAUAUUUAUGGCGGAUUUUUUAUCCAUAAAGAAGAUAUGUAUACAUAGAUUCAAAUCAUGGCGAUACUGGACGUACCGUUACUUUUUUGUGGCUACACAUUUUGCACAGUUGUUCUUUUAUUAUCUCAGACUACAGCAGAAAACAAUUCCACCAUUACAGCAGAAAGCAAUUCCACCACUACCAUAUCACCAACUACUGUGAACAACUCGAGUAAUUUGUUAACCACUGACAUUGAAGCAACAGAACUGUUUCCAUCAAAUUAUCCAUCUUCUUCUGUUUUAUCGAACAACUCAGAUGAAGUUGUUUCACCAUCGUCAUCAUCCAUGUUCAUCGAUACAACAUUAGAUUCAAGUAUCGAUAUAUCGUUAACUUCAAGUAUCGAUAUGUUGUCAUACAUAUCCUCUUCUAGUCCAGUGAAUAUAAUGGCAUCCUCAAACAAUCCAACUCAGACAAUGUCUUCAUCGGACAAUCCUUUUGUAUCAAGCACACCUAACAUGCUAUCCUCGAGUGAUAUUGUUACAUUAACAAGUACAAGUGUAAACAAUACGAAUCAAAAUAAUCAAAAUAGUUCAAGUCAAACUACUGCAGGUUCUCAACCUGAGAUGUCGAUAACACAGACAACAGACGUUGUCGAAACAAAUAGCCCGAUGAUAUCUACAGGACUUAAUUCAAUGACAAACAUGUAUUCAUCACCAUCAUCUAUGGAAUCGUCCACAAUAAUCGAUAUAGUAUCGUCAGUAUCAGAUUACCUCAAAUCCUCCAAAAGUGAAGGAACAUCUUCUAUAUCAAAAACAGAAAAUCCUUCUUUGACAACAGUUGGCAAUGGAAUGACAUCAAUACCCAUUAUAGAUGCUUCAUCGUCAGUAUCAAUUAAUUCAUUGAAAUCAGAAAUGGAAAGCAGUUCGGUAACAAUAGUAUCAGUUAUUCAAAGUGCUACCCAUAGCAACAUAGUUUCAAUACCUUCCCUAGAUAUCAUACCAUCGUCAACAAUUACUCAAACCACCAGUAGUUCUAAUAUUCUAGUAUCGAGUUCAGUUUUACCGACGACUUCAACGACGACAACAACAACAACUACGACAUCCACAAAUGCACCUCCAUCAACAACGUUAGCAGACGACAUUCAGUCAUCAAUUGAUGGAAAUAGUUUAUUUGAAGUUAGCACAGAGUUGGAUAUCGUAUGUGACAACAUAAAGAGCGACGAGGAUCUAAGGAAAUUUAUAGAAGAUGAGGUACUGCAAAACGUGGAUGCAGUUAGAAAAGUUGUUGUUGUUGAGAAUGGGUGUAAAAACAAAACGAGGAGAAAACGUGCAGCAAGUCACCUAUCAGAUGUUAAAAUUUCUGUCGAUGCCAAUACGGCAGCAAUAAAUUCAUCUUUAAUCGUAAAUCAGAUUAUAGAGGCCUUUGAAAACAAUACCGCAUCUAAUUUAACUAACGCCAAAGAUUUUAAAGUUUCAGCUCUUAGUGCGUUUAGCAAUCCAUGCAACGCUGGUGUUUGUGAUAAAUUUUAUGGAUACCUGUGUACUAAUACAAGUCCAACAGAGGCCACGUGCACAAGUAGAUGUAAAGAUGUAACUUGUUCUAACCAUGGAACUUGCAGCACAAUAGUAACAGAUAAUAACAUGUUUGGACAUCAUUGUUCGUGUGCAAGCGAAGAAUAUUAUAAAUAUGAAGGAGACAACUGUGAAGUCCGAAGAAUGAAAUGGGAAUUAGCUGUUGCCAUAGCAGCCGGAUCAGGGGGAGCAGUUAUUUUAAUCUUAAUUUUUGUUCUGAUAAUUUGCUGUUGCUGUAAAAAUAAAGGAGACAAAUAUGGAUAUGAUAGAAGACACAGUUAUGAACCAAUGUCAGAUGUUAUGGGAAGACCUGGACCUCCUUAUUAUAGAAAUGACUCUAAAAAUCAACAACCUGUAAGUGGUUUUACAAAUUUAGGUUAUGAUGAUGAUAAGUAUAGUGACUAUAGUGAUCCAAGUCAAACCAGACCCCCAAACGGACAAUCCUGGAAUCCUGAGGAUAGCAAAGACACAUAUGCAAAAAUAACUGAACAAUUAGAUCAAGAAAAGCGUUUUGAGAUUAGAAGACCUCAAGUAUCUGGUAGUAUACGACAGAACAGCGCGGAGUCAUAUCCGACAGGACGGGCAACUACAGGAUUUUAGAAUAAUACCGCUGCCAUGAUAUGGAAAGGACGUUAUCCUAAAGUUAUAGUAUUGGUUAUAAGAUGCGUUAAAAAUAUUUGGUCUUCCAUCAUACCGACAAUACUUUAUAGUCUCCUAUAGAUUAACGUGUUCAUUAUAUUCAAAAUGCAAAAACGAGAAAAACGUUUGUUAUAUCCCUGAAUGAUCUGACUUUAUGCUUUAUUUGUCCAUAUAUGUUGUCAAACUUUUCGUUAUCUGUUUAUUUUUUUUUGUCUACAUUUGAUAUCGUCCGUUAUGUAUAUAUAGAUUCUACCACUGCAUCGAGUGUGAUACGAUAUUUAUCCUCUCGAGACAGUUAAUUUUCAAAUUUAAAACGCGAGGCUCGCCGAGCGUUUUAAAUAUUUAAAAUUUAACUGUCGAGAGUGGAUAAAUAUCGUAUUACACGAGAUUUGGUGGUGGAAUCUGUUUCUCUAAUGAUUUUCAAACAAUAUGCAGGCAAAUUUACUCCUUCUUUUCGAAUGAUCUGCAAAAAGAUGUGUUCUUUCUAUGUGACGUCAUCAGGCAUGGUCGCCUUUUUUCAUGCCGUCACAAUAGGAAAUUCAGAGAAAAGCAAGAAAAUUCGACGUCAUAAUCGUAUUUUAACCAAUGAAGAACUGAGAUCAAACGAACCACACGUUGAUUAAAUUUUUUUUAUACAAUGGGUGCAGAAAGGGAUAAAUUGACGAAGAAUUAGAGAAAUAUACAUAUAUAUAUAUAUACAUCCUUGUAUAUGUGUCUACUAGCAUUUAGCAGAUAAAAUGGUUAUUUAGAAACAAACCCUUUUAAAGGCAAACUAUACAUAAUUGGGCGAUAUUUCGGAUAUUGAUGAUAUUUUGUAUGGAUUUAGAACUAGUUCAACCUCAUUUGUAUAUCAAAAAAAUAUAUAUAAAACAAGAUAACUUCCAGAUAUACGUUCAAUUAAACAUUCAAAAGUAGCUAUAGAAAUGUAUAAUAAAAACAAUAAAAUUGAUUGUGAUUGACGUUGAAGGCGUCGAAUCAAUGACAUGUAUCUGAAAACAUAUCACUAGUCAAAGAUAAUUUAAAAGAAAGGUUAUGAAAAAACUCUAGACACAAUCGUGAUUCCUCAAUGUAGUCAACAUUUCAGUCUAUCAGGAAAGGUCUAAGCUGAGUCAAUAUUUGCCAUUUAAUUUUAACCCAGGGCAGCUGAGGGUACAUUCAUAUAUAAUAUAAUAUAUAUCGGCUACAACUAAAUUCAUUCAUAAAUAUCACUCAUUAACCUUUCUAUCAUUUAUCAGUUUUGAUUUUUGAUUACAUACUGUAUUAUAUUGUGUUUUGCUUUGUAUAUUGUUUUAUUAAUUUUUCAAACAAAGACCAUUUAGUCAUGUUCCCGCAAAUGUAAUUGUUAUUUGAUUUUCAUAUACGGAUGGACUCUGAAUACUUCUUCAUAUUGUUAGACGUAAACUAUAUUGUAUUACAUAUCAUGAGCACAUAUCGUACUUUUAAUAAAGUAAUACAUUCCUUGGUCACUGUAACCCUGGUAUUUAUGAUGAGUUUAUUUUUUUUGUCAUAAGUUUUCCAUUGUCGUAUACCCUCGUAAAGAAAUUUGUCUCUUAUUUUAUUGUCUGCUAAAAUCAAUUUUUGUAGAAUGUGUCAUAGUGAAGAAGAAAUGGACACUGACUAUUAAAUUUAUAUACAAUUUUUUUUUUAAAUAUUGUAACUUAACUUUUUUCUAGUAGUUGGGACCGUGGUCCGUGAUCUCUUUACACUAUUUUUCAGGUAUAUAGUAGAAAAAAUAAUUUAUUAAUGUCCUAAUAAUUUUAAAGGGAUACUUCUAGUAAAUGGAUUGCACAUUUGAAUUCUUGUAUAUAUUGUAGUCUCUUUUCCUAAGCAAUCCCUAACGAUUUAAAAAUCUAAUUAAAACAAUUCCAAACACCGAUUUUUAAUUUAUUAAUUUUUUUAAUUUUUUUUUACAGCAAACCUGUUUAACCCAUACACUAAGUAUAAGUUGUCAUCAAAAACAUCCAAGCACGUCUCAAUUGUCUCACAAAUUCUUCAUCUACUUAUCCCAAAAGCUAAACUGAACAUAUACUGAAUUGUAUAUAUACAUUCAUGGCUUUCAAAUGCUUGGGUUUUAAUGAGAGUAAAAGAUAAGCGAAGGAUACCAAAAGGACAUUCAAAUUCAUAAGUCGAAAAUAAACUGACAACGCUAUGGCUAAAAAAGAAAAAAGACAAACAGACAAAUAAUAGUACACAAAACAACAAAGAAAACCAAAGACUGAGCAACACGAACCCCACCAAAAACUGGGGGUGAUCUCAGUUAAAUCAAGAAAAGUGCUUUAGAUGCAUGACAUUUUAAAGUAUUAUUUUCAUUUAAUCCUUAUUACAUGAUUUAUCCAAUGUACCAUCUUAAGUGGUUUAAACUGCACACAUAACAAUGUGAGUAUGUUAUAAGUAGUACUUUUUCUCGCUCAAUAUCUGUAAAGGACGGUAACUAGCCCAGUAGUCAACAUUUUUGUGUUGACAUGCACUAUCAUUGACAUGUUCAUUUUCUAUAAAUUAACUGUUUAUAAAAUGGCGAUAUAUUCGAAAUAUUAAGGUUUUUCAACCCAAAGCAUAGAUAGACUUAACUGAUUUUUUUCGAAAUUUUCGGAUAUUAACGCUUUUCAACUUUGUAUAGAGUUGGCUUGCAAACCAUUUUAAUUCGAGCGCCACUGAUGAUAUUUUUGUAAACGAAACGUGCCUCCGUCUUAGCAAACUGUAAACCUGGUAUCUUUGAUGACCUUUAUAUGAAUAUUUGUUUAGAAACCUGUAGCAUUGUAAUAAGUAAAUUAAUUAUGCAACUUUUAUAUUCUCAUGGGCAUCACAUUCAUUUUAUAUACAUGUCUUUACGAAUACAUAUGAUUUGAUUUAAAAAAAUGCCGAUGUAAAUUAAGACAUUUUGAUAUUACUUAUAUCACGGAAUUGUUUGCUCAUGAACAUCUAUACGCAUUAACUUUCCUUUUUCUAUAGAUUUAUAUUUAUAUAUGUAUCAUUCACAGAUGUAAGUUGAAUCUAAUUUAUAUACAUGUACUUAAUAUAUACCAAUUACGUCAGUGUACAUUUAUAUAUAUAUAAUGUAUACUGAAGAAAUGCUAGUUUACCAAAGUCAUGUGUAAGAAAAGUUGUUCAUUUGUUGUUUAUUUAUCUGAAGCUUUGAUUUAUAUUUUAAAUACAAAAAUCUAUCUGAAAUGGGAAAAUCAAGAACAUUUACUGAUCAAUAAAUUAUGUUUCAUAUAGAAA
Mytilus californianus (California mussel) is the source of this 5468-nucleotide messenger RNA. Its product is annotated as serine-rich adhesin for platelets-like. The record is from RefSeq and is a predicted model, not a curated record. Bases 117 to 2210 code for a protein of 697 amino acids. The transcript is spliced from 14 exons. Lineage: Eukaryota; Metazoa; Mollusca; Bivalvia; Mytilida; Mytilidae.